AUGGCACUUUCCAUUAUAUCUACAGCAUUCAGUCAAUUGUAUGUCUCAACUUGCCCAGCUUUUCUGGUGGAUUCAAUCCAUGGGAGAGAUUUGACACCACUAUUUGUAGAUGAUGGCCUUCUAGAAGUUGUUGGUUUUAAAAAUGCAUGGCAUGGACUUGUUUUGCUUGCUCCAAAAGGACAUGGAACUCGUCUUGCUCAGGCACACAGAAUCCGGUUUGAGUUUCGCAAAGGUGCAGCAGAUCAUACAUUCAUGAGGAUUGAUGGGGAACCUUGGAAGCAACCUCUUCCAAUUGAUGAUGAUACUGUUGUUGUUGAGAUUUCUCACCUUGGCCAGGUCAACAUGCUAUCCACUCAUAAUUGCAAGUCUAAAAGUGUGUAUGAUCCUUCAUCACCACACCAUGAGGAUGAGGAAGAUGACACUGAUGAAGAAGACUCUGUAGCAGAGGAAUUUCGGAAGUUCGGUGCAGCCGAUACAUUUAGAAUCCCAGAUGAGGUUGAUGCUUCUCAGCAUAGUUAGUCCUUCAUUAUUAAUCCAUUCAAGUGUUAUGCGGCUGAGAUUUCUUAUACUAAUUAGUAGUUAACCCCUUCAAAUAUUUGUGGAUUCUAUCGAUGUGAGAACCGAUUUGUUCAUUUCUAGCAGCAUUAUGGCCGCAAACAUGAUAACUGUAUUGGGAAACAAUAAUUGCAGUUGAAAUACAUAGAUUUCAAGUAGACUU
Messenger RNA from Glycine soja, 718 nucleotides. RefSeq names its product diacylglycerol kinase 5-like. Gene Ontology annotation, molecular function: ATP-dependent diacylglycerol kinase activity. The transcript is spliced from 3 exons. NCBI's taxonomy places the organism in Eukaryota, Viridiplantae, Streptophyta, Magnoliopsida, Fabales, Fabaceae. The coding region runs from base 1 to 519 and encodes 172 amino acids. The record is from RefSeq and is a predicted model, not a curated record.